Molecule: messenger RNA, 5522 nt
Organism: Dreissena polymorpha
Lineage: Eukaryota; Metazoa; Mollusca; Bivalvia; Myida; Dreissenidae
Product: DNA replication factor Cdt1-like
Exons: 9
Coding region: 58-2136 (692 amino acids)
Biological process (GO): DNA replication preinitiation complex assembly; DNA replication checkpoint signaling; mitotic cell cycle
Cellular component (GO): nucleus
Molecular function (GO): DNA binding; DNA polymerase binding
Source: RefSeq, a predicted model, not a curated record
AUCACGUGACAAAGCGCGCGAAAGAAAAUAAUCAACAACAAAUAGUGUAGCUACACAAUGUCGCAGGGAAAAGUCACCGACUUUUUCUCCACGAGAAAAAGAAAUCCUGGUUCGCAACCAUCAAAAAGAAGGAAGGUUGAGAUUCAAGCAUCGGAGGUUGAUUUUUCAACGCUGGAAAAAACGAACAUUAUUCCGUAUCAAAAUAUUGUCCAGAACACGCAUGAUUUGCUUGCAAAUGUCAAUCCCCAGCCAGUUGAUGAGAGAAAAGAAAAUGUAUUUUCACCAGUUACGACAAGGUCAACAAGACGAGAAAAGGCGGUCAAAGAAGUCGGUUCAGUUACCAAAAAGACCACAAGAACUCGUAAGGCGAAAAUUGAUCCAAAGCAAAAGUUGAUCGCAGAUACAUUUGCUAAUCGCCCUGAAGAAAAAUCCACCAUUGCUGAAGAUGUGACUUCCUCUUGGGAUGAACACGAUGGAGCCCCAGCCACUCCGCAGAAGCCUGAGGCAGAGUCUGAAACUGAGACAAAGACCCGAAAAAGGACGCGUCUAGGGAAGACUGUGCAAAAGGAUGACGCUACAAAGUCUGAUGAAGCCACUCCUGAAAAGCGCCCUGUACAGGCCGUGGAAGAAACAGUUGCUCCAACAAAGAGCAGAGCCAGAAGGAAGCUAGCUGUUGUAGAAAAGCCCGCAGAGUCAGAUGUUGCUUCUAAAGAACCGGCUGAAAAGGAAGUUCCAUGCCCUGAGCAACAAAUCGAACAACCAACAGCUAUGAAGGCGGUUGAUGAAAUUGCAACCAAACUUGAGAAAGUGGAAGCUGUUAAGCAAAAAGCAUCUAAGAAAAUGGAUGCAGCAGACAUAAAGAACAAGCUUGCUAAAGUGACCAACCUCGAUGAUCUUAAAAAGCGACUCGCUGACAUGAAGGAAACUCGAAAAAAGAUCAAAGUUCCUGCUCCAGCUUUAAAGAAGUUUGAUGAAAUUAAAAUAGAAGUAGAUGAUAAAAGCGAUGUCAAGCCAAAGGUGCCAGCCUAUGAGAGAUUCCACCACCUGACUACAGAAUCCCCGCCAACCCUGACGCUGCCCUACAAAUACCGCUUGCUGUCUGAACACUUCCGGGGUAUGGACCAGGUGGUUAGCAUUCUUCACAAUCGCAAUGAGGUCUGCACCUUCUCCAAGCUGAAAACCGCUGUACAGGAGCUCAAUAAAAGGAAUUUCGAGGAGCACCACUUGGGUCAGAUCAAGACAGUGUUUCCUGAAGCGUACGAGUUGAGACAAGAAAAGGGGCUGCCAAACGCACAGGGAUUCCGUAACCCUGGUUACCAGCUCACCGUGGAAGCCAGGCCUCAUCCAAAUGAAGAGACAGGGGCCAGAGGCACAUUUAAGGCUUCAGAUCUUCUUACUAGAAGGAACCACUUCAACAAUAGUCUGAUCAAUGUUGUCAAGAAACAUCACAAGAAAUUUUUGGCAAAUUUGGAUAGACCCUUGUCAAUCCCAGAUGAGAAGAUAACACGUUGGCACCCGAGGUUUCCUCUGGAUGAGGUACCAGAUAUCGACAUAACACCCUUGCCUAGCCCACCGGACGUUCAAAUGUAUCAGACAGCAAGGGACGUCCUGGAAAACACUUGCGGAAAAACACUGUCUCCAAAAGUCGAGGCUGCCUUGAAGUCAACAGCCGAUGAGGCAGAGAAGUCAAAACCUGCCCCAAAACCUACCCCUACCACAACCCCAGUGAAAGCUGACCCAUCUGUCAAGGGCAUUCCACAGUCAUUGUUGGAGAAGAUACGGUCAAAGGAAGCUGCCAAGGCUGUGGAGUCACUCACCAGGGAUCCUAAGGCAGAGAAACGAGUGGUGAUGUUGAAGAGAUUGCCUGACAUCAUGAGAAUCAUCCGGUCACAGUUUGUAACCGAUAAGAAGCCAGCUUUACCAAUAGAUUCUGUUAUUCAGCGGAUUCUAGACAGCUACAAGUCCUGCAUUGCUCAAGGUGAUGUAGAGCCGCAUAUCCAGCUGUGUAUAGAGGUGGUGCCAGAGUGGCUUAGCAUGGUCACCAUUCAGAAGGGCCGCUACCUCAAAAUGGAUAGAAAUAUUGACCUUCAGACCCUAACUGACAAGGUCACCAACAUCGCCAAGGGCAAGCAGUGAUAGAACCUAGCUCGGAUCCGGAAACAAGAAUGUGAAGGAGCUUGAGAUCCAAAUAUGUGUCUAUCUUUUAGAACUGGGCCAGUGGGAAUCAAAGCUCAAACUUUUUAUUUUUUCAUCGUUGUAGAUGCAUGUUUUUUGUAUUAGAAUCACUACAGGUUUAUAUUGAAUCAUGACCAAAGAUUUGUAAGUAGGGUGAUGCUGUAUAAACAUGUUAAUAAAAAAGGUUUUGUGAUUCAUAGACUUGAGGAUUGUUGAAAAAAAAAAAAUGCUUGAAAUAAAAAUCCAUUUUGUGUUAAAGUGCACUCAAAAAUCUCUUUAAUAGUUAACAAAGAUAAUUAAUAAAACUAAAUUGUGUUGUACAAUGUGUACUUGUCAGAUUCUAGUCUUGAAAAGUAAAUGUGUGUUCUUACUAAUCAUGUUUAAUUUGAAAAUGUGUGUUAAAUGUCAUUAUCAAAAUCAUGUUGAACAUCGUUUCUUUGAAAAAAAAUGCCAUCAUUUCACAGUGUUAAACAAUGUUGACUUAGGAAUAUUUAUAUUUAGACAAGAGUUCUAAUAUAAAAAUCAGGAGUAACAGAUUUUAUCUGAGCACUGUUUGAUGUUAUGUUUAAUGGGAUUUAUUUAGCUUCCACAGUUUUGGCUGGUUAAAUCUGGUUGUUCAGUUUCAUAUCGGUCUGUAAUUAUUGCACUUGAGACAGAAUGUUCCCAGCUUCUAGGAGAAUUUCAGUUGGUGUUAUCAAAAUGUGUUAGUGUAAGAACUGCUAGAAGUCUUCUCAUAGAGCAUAUGGAAUGUGUCUUUUAUAAUAAGCAUAUAUUUUUUACAAGUAUUUAUUUCUAACAAAUUGAUUUAUUGUUCAUUUUUUACUAACACAAAUUUUAUGAUUUUUAUCUUGCUGUCAAGUUUAUUUUAUGGAUGUGCUGAGUUUGCCAAACUUUUACAUGGAGACCAACUAUGAUUUUAACAUUUUAUUGAACUUAUUCUAUGAAACAAGACCUGUUACAUGGUUAUUGUUGACAGCAUACUUCAUGGCCAGAAAUUCGGUAGAAAUUUUAAGUACCAAAAACAAGGUUCUUUCAUUUAAUUUGUUCAAAUUGGGUUUUUUUCAAAUUUGAAACAUGCUUUCUUUUUCAGGAAUAGAACUUUUUUAACUGGACUGUUUGGACAUUUCAUAACCUAACAUCUAUGAUUGUUUCUAUUUACAAAAGCUUCUGUUUAUGUAUAAUUGAUCUCAUGAUCAUAUAUAGCUUGACCUUAUGAUGACUUUCAGUAUUUUGUCCUCCAAAUUUUUAACGAGCUUGCAAAGUAUUCACAUGUGUGUACCGGUAUACAUUGACAUUUCUAUGUAAAUAAAUAUGGAAACCUGAAUAAUCAUAAAUAGUGCUUAUUACCAUACAAGGUUUGUUUAAGGAAAAAUAUUUUUCUAUCAUGGUUUGUUGUUAAAUAACCCACAGUAAGGAGUAUAGAUGCGUAGGAAUUAAAUCACGAGUGCGAAGCACGAGUGAUUUGAUAACACGCAUCUAUACAACUUACUGUGGGUUAAUCGACAACAAACCAUCAUAGAAAAAUAUUAUUUCGAUUUUAACAUGAUUCUGAUUGAUUUGGUUCAAGCUUUAGGACACGAACUAUAUUUUUCAAUACUCCGCCCUUCUUAGUACAAAGUUCACUAUUUAGUGACAUCAUUGAAUUGUACAAACAUAUGACGUCGUUUUCAUUCAUAAAUAUUUUGCAAUCAUUGAAAAUAACAAUCGUAGAAACUUAAUGACUUAACGUUUAUUGAUGCUACUGAAAAGCAUGCCAAUUAUCACCAAAUAUACAAUUUGUUGUUUCAUUACAUUUAUAUACAUGCUACAUUUAUGACAUUUCUUUUAGAGCGGGUUUAAGCACGUGCAUUUAACUGCAAUAUUUUCUUUAUUUAUUCGGAACUAUUUUCGAAGCAUUAAGCUCCGCCCAUAAGUUAUUGCAGAAUAACCCACACUUGAUUUCCUUCUUUGUCUAAAGAAAACAAGUCAUGUGCUGUGUUAGAAUACUAUUUAAAACAUUCAAUAUUCAAGUUGCAAUAUGACCAAACAAUAAUUUAGUGACAAAGAAAGAACAAAGUUGGAUUAUUAUUUUUUUAUUAACUGUUUCAUGUAAUCUGUCAACCCAAUUCAAACUUUGUCAAAACAUUUUUAGCUCAUCUAUUUUUUGAAAAAAAAUUAUGAGCUAUUGUCAUCACCUUGGCGUCGGCGUUGGCGUCGGCGUCCGGUUAAGUUUUGCGUUUAGGUCCACUUUUCUCAGAAAGUAUCAAUGCUAUUGCAUUCAAACUUGGUACACUUACUUACUAUCAUGAGGGGACUGGGCAGGCAAAGUUAGAUAACUCUGGCGUGCAUUUUGACACAAUUAUGUGCCCUUUUUAUACUUAAAAAAUUGAAAAAUUUGGUUAAGUUUUGCGUUUAGUUCCACUUUUCUCAGUAAGUAUCAAUGCUAUUGCAUUCAAACUUGGUACACUUACUUACUAUCAUGAGGGGACUGGGCAGGCAAAGUUAGAUAACUCUGGCAUGCAUUUUGACAGAAUUAUGUGCCCUUUUUAUACUUAGAAAAUUGACAAUUUUGGUUAAGUUUUGUGUUUAGGUCCAUUUUAUUCCUUAAGCAUCAAAGCUAUUGCUUUCAUACUUGCAACACUUACUAACUAUCAUAAGGGGACUGUGCAGGCAAAGUAAUGUAACUCUGACUGGCAUUUUGACAGAAUUAUGUGCCCUUUUUAUACUUAGAAAAUUGAAAAUUUGAUUAAGUUUUGUGUUUAGGUCCACUUUAUUCCUACAGUAUCAAAGCUAUUGCUUUCAUACUUGCAAGAUUUAUGAACUAUCAUAAGGGGACGGUGCAGGCAAAGUUAUGUAGCUCUGACUGGCAUUUGGACGGAAUUAUGGGCCCUUUAUACUUAGAAAAUUUAAAAUUUGGUUAAGAUUUAUGUUUUGGUCCACUUUACCCCUAAAGUAUCAUAGAUAUUGCUUUCAUACUUGGAACACUCACAAACUAUCAUAAGGGUACAGUAAAAGGACAAGUUGCAUAACUCUGGUUGUCAUUGUUAUGGAAUUAUGGCCCUUUUUUGACUUAGUAACUUUUAAUAUAUGGUUAAAUUUUGUGUUUCGAUCCACUCGAAGUAUCAAGGCUAUUGCUUUCAAACUUCAAAUACUUACAUGCUAUCAUGAGGUUACUGUACCUGGCAACUUGAAUUUUACUUUGACCUUUGAAUGACCUUGACUCUCAAGGUCAAAUUAUUAAAUUUUGCUAAAAUUGCCAUAACUUCUUUAUUUAUGAUUAGAUUUGAUUGAUACUUUGAUGAAACUACUCUUACCUGACAUACCACAAUAGACUUCACCCAAACCAUCCCCCGUGCCCUCCCCCCCUC